Molecule: messenger RNA, 2091 nt
Organism: Drechmeria coniospora
Lineage: Eukaryota; Fungi; Ascomycota; Sordariomycetes; Hypocreales; Ophiocordycipitaceae
Exons: 5
Coding region: 1-2091 (696 amino acids)
Biological process (GO): transmembrane transport; carboxylic acid transport
Cellular component (GO): plasma membrane
Molecular function (GO): carboxylic acid transmembrane transporter activity
Source: RefSeq, a predicted model, not a curated record
AUGGACGAAUCCAUCCAUCCGUCGGCUCCAUGGCAGCCGUCCGGGGCAACCUCCCGCGGCAGCCUUGCCCCGCCCCGCGUCGCCGACGGCAUUGGAUCGAGUGGACAGGCGAGGGCGAAAAAAUGUUGCCGUCGCGUGAAGGUGGACUUGGACGACGACGCCCGCCACGACGCCCUUUUUUCAGCUUCAGGGACCGUCGUGCUUCCGGUCGACAAGCUGCCUUACUCGUGCUUGGACCCGUCCACUCGCCAUGUGGACUCUGUGUGGAGAGUGGCCAAUCGGUCCAUCCCUGUCCCGCAGAGGCACAUUGGACGAGAGGGCAUCCUCGUCCACUUCGCAGAACGCACCUGGGGCGAGGCCCGAAGGAUCGUGGAUUCCAUGGGUCGCGCGUCGAAACCUGCCGUCGGACGAACCGUUCGCGCGUCCUCGGUCGAGUCGGAAUAUCAGGCCUCGAACUCGACAGCCUCAUCCCUCUCUCGCUUCCCCCUCGAGCAGCCUGAGCAGCCGCCAACGAGCACCAUGGAGCAAAAGGCAGGCGAGAACGAAAAGAGCAUCGUGGCGGUGACGGCCGAGCAGGAUGCCGCCGCAGGCCACGAGCUCGCCGUUCGCAGCAGCGUUCACCUCGAUUCCGAGCCCGACGUCGACGCCGUCCCGGUCCAGGAGGUUGCGGUGAGGCGGAAGCGCGAGUCGCUGUCGGCCGUCUUCACCAUCUUCUGCUCCGGCUUCGCCCUCGUCUCCGACGGGUACCAGAACCACCUGAUGACCAUGAUUAACGUCCUCUUCCGGAGGGAGUACAGGGACGAGUACACGUCCUCGGUCAGCACGCGCGUCUCAAACGCGCUGCUCGUCGGCGAGAUCCUCGGACAGGUCGUCAUCGGCCUCACCUGCGACUACAUGGGCCGCAAGGUGGCCAUCAUCACCACCACCCUGCUCAUCGUCUUUGGCGGCAUCCUCGCGACGGCCUCGCACGGCGUCACCAUCAACGGCAUGUUUUGGAUGUUGACGGUCGCGAGGGGCAUUGUCGGUUUCGGUGCCGGCGGCGAGUACCCGGCCGCGAGCACGUCGACCUCGGAGGCGGCCAACGAGCACGCGCCGAGCAAGCGAGGGCCCAUCUUCAUCCUCGUCACCAACCUGCCCCUCUCCUUCGGCGGUCCCCUCGCCGUCUCGACCUUCCUCAUCGUCCUCUCGGCCUUUGGUAACAACAACCUGACGGCCGUCUGGCGCGUCUGCUUCGGCAUCGGCGUCGUCUUGCCCCUCACCAUCUUCUACUUCCGCGUGCGGAUGCUCAACUCGAAGCUCUACCGCAAGAGCGCCAUCAAGCGCAAGGUCCCCUACGGUCUCGUCGGCCGCUUCUACUGGAGGAGGCUCAUCGGCACCUGCGGCGCCUGGUUCCUCUACGACUUCGUCACCUACCCGAACGGCAUCUUCUCCGGCACCAUCAUCUCGAGCGUCGUCAACACGGCGUCGGAGAACAUGCUCCGCAACACGGCCGAGUGGCAGCUCCUCCUCGGCGCCAUCUCCCUGCCCGGCGUCUUCCUCGGCGCCUUCCUCUGCGACCGUCUCGGCCGCAAGAACGUCAUGAUGCUCGGCUUCUCCGGCUACCUCGUCUUCGGCCUCGUCAUCGGCCUCUCGUACGACAAGAUCGUCACCAUCACGCCCCUCUUCGUCAUCUUCUACGGCCUCAUGCAAAGCUCCGGAAACCUCGGCCCCGGCGACAUGCUCGGCCUCAUCUCGUCGGAGAGCUACGCGACCAGCGUCCGGGGCACCUGCUACGGCCUCAGCGCCGCCAUCGGCAAGACGGGCGCCGCCGUCGGCACCCAGGCCUUCCGGCCGAUCCAGGAAAACCUCGGCAAGCGGUGGACGUUUAUCAUCGCCGCCAUCUGCGGCGUCGUCGGCGUCAUCGUCACCUACUUCUUCAUCCCGGCUCUGACGGGCGAGGAUCUGAGCCACGAGGACGACCGCUUCCGCGCCUUCCUGGUCGAGAACGGCUGGGAGGGCGAGAUGGGCCACAAGGACGAGGACGAGGAGCACGAGCUCGACGCCAAGGUCGUCAGCGACGACGCCGGAGAGAAGGGCGAGGUUGCCCAGUAG